CUUCCCCCUAAUUUCGCAAGCAUUGAGAAGUAAAUAAAUCGCUUCGCUGCAGCGUACUAGGCCUGCUGUUAAAACUACACCAACAUGUCUGGGGAGGUAACCAUGGAAACCCUCAACAAAUAUGUUGCCCUUGACAACAAAAUCCGCAUACUGGAGAACAAAAAUAUCCGCAAGACGUACAACAGUCUCCAGAAACAAUACGACGAGACACUGGCUACCGUCAAAAAUCUAGAAAACCUCUACGAGCAAUGUAAAAAACAAACAGCAAAAGAGAAAGAUGAUGUGGACAAGCUAGAUAUCAAAUCCUUUCUGAACAAGGAGGCCUUCGACAAGUCAAUGUCCAAAGAACAGGCUGAAUACUUAGAAGCUUUAAACAAAGAGGAAGUAAUGAAGAAAAAGCUGGAUUCUGUAAAGGCCCAGGUAGGAGAGAAAGACAAAGAGAUGAAGAAAGCGAAAGAAUCCAUGGAGGAGUUAGAGAAGUUAGUUCAGGAACAGGAAACCUUAUUGUCUGAAAUUUUUGAUGGUGCAUAUGGUAGUGACCUUGAAAACAAAUUGGAAAGUGACCUUGACCUUGUCAGGGAAAAGAGGCAGAGGAUAGGUAAUGCCAAGUACAAGUGGACCAAUGGUAGGAUCCUACUGCAACACGCCUGUAAUCAGCUGGCCUUUGCCAACAAACGCUGGGGCGACAUACAAAACUCAUCUCUAAACAUGCAAGAGAAAUAUGGCAUUGCCACAGAGGCCCGAAACAACCUAAUCGCAGCUAUACAGAAUCUACAGAGCUGUCAGAAGUACCUUGACAAUAUCGACUUCCCCUACUGUAAACCCAAGGAGGUCACGACCCUGGAGAAGGCCACUAAUAAUAUAUACAUAGACAUGCAGUCCCCAGACAGACACAAACACGCCGGGGAAUGUUAUAAAGUCACACACAAAAGGGCAGCGGCUCUGCUACAGUGGUUUGAUAAUGUCAUUAACACAGUAAUAGAAAAAGAUAUACUGGAGGCCACUAAGGAGGAGUCUGAGGCAAACCGAAAGCUGAGGGCUGAGAGGAUAAAACUACUGAAAGAGAAAGUAGAGGGGGAGGGCGGAAAGGUGGACAUUGAUGACACAGCCAUACAGCUAGCUGACGAUGAUGAUGAAGCAGCAGAUAUUGAAAUCCAAGCUGUUAUCUUCAAAGCUGACAAUGAAGAAGAUAAUUCGUUAAAACCUGGAGGACAAGACGUGGCUCCAGCACCCACCCCCGUCCCCCUGAGUGAGCUGGCACCACCCCCCUCCGGCGAGGAUUUGUUCGGUAACAUUGAACAACUAAAGAAACAACACGAGAAAGAAGUCAGUGAUUUCCAGAAGGCCCAGGAGAUGAAUAAGGCCCGCCUUCAGCAGGGACUGGAGGCCAAGCUAGCGGCCCGACGACACAAACGGUCGAGAACCACCGCCGAAUAGACACUUCACGAUACUCAUCACUGCUCAACAUGUCUAUUUUGAUUGACCCCAUAUGAAUGUGAAUGUUGUAAUAGUCAAAGAAAACCCUUUGUAAACACUCUCUCCUGUUGUUACAUUAAGGUUGUCUGAGAAGGUUAUGUUGGAGUUUUGUGGACUCCGUUUCUGCUUUAAAUCACAUAUUAGUCAAAAGUUACCAUUAUUACCUAACCUACUAUAUACAUGUAAAAUGUAAUUAGGCAUUUUGAGCUGUUUCACGAUUCAUUUUAUGUUUUUGCGUGAUCAUGAAACAGCAAACUGUUGACCGGGCCACAGAAUGAACUGUUGCCUGUUUAAAGCGUCAUCGUGAUAUUCAAGCGUUUUGAUGAUCACUAUAUACGUGCUAUAUCAUUAACUGACUAAAUUGGAAUAAAAACACACAAAUAAUCAAUUUAUUAACUAUUAAUUAAAAUUAUUAAAUAUUAAUUUAAUCUUUACAUUCUGUGUUCAGGUAAUUAAUAGACUGGUAUGUGGAUAAACAGUUGUUAAAACUCUUUAUUGAUUGUUUGUUUGUGUUUAUUCCAGUUUAGUUAAUUAUAU
This is a messenger RNA of Saccostrea cuccullata (small rock oyster), 2013 nucleotides long. RefSeq lists its product as uncharacterized. Lineage: Eukaryota; Metazoa; Mollusca; Bivalvia; Ostreida; Ostreidae. The transcript has 11 exons. The record is from RefSeq and is a predicted model, not a curated record. Gene Ontology annotation, cellular component: cilium. The coding region runs from base 85 to 1437 and encodes 450 amino acids.